This is a messenger RNA of Heterobilharzia americana, 3570 nucleotides long. The record is from the annotation of a GenBank genome assembly. Lineage: Eukaryota; Metazoa; Platyhelminthes; Trematoda; Strigeidida; Schistosomatidae.
AUGGUUUCGGAUUAUGUUUCUAGCAUAAAGCUGGAGUACCGAAAGCUUCAAACUAAAAUCGAGAAAUUAGAAAAAGAGAAUCAUUUGCUUGCCGCAGAGCUAGGCUAUAGGGAGCCGAAUUUCUGUGGCAACAUUUUAGCAUUUGUAGAAAGCUUAUUCCUAAAUACGAAGUAUAGUGAUGUGCUGUUCAAAACACCUGAUGUACUGGUUCCGGGGCACAAAUUUGUCUUAGAUGCCAGGGGUGGGGUUUGGGAUAUUUAUACAGAGAAUGGUGUGGAAUAUAUUGACAUGCGAGGAUAUUGUCAGAGCGUAUGUGAAGCUUUGAUUUUGUGGGCUUAUAAAGGUGUUCUUGAGAAAUAUGAAGCAGAAUGCUUGUCCAAAUUGAUGGUACUUGCAAAAGAAUAUUGCUUACCGUCUUUAUUUUCACAGUGUGAAAUUGCUCUGAUUCCUCUAGUCACAAGAGAGAACUGUCUGUCACUUUAUUCAUCCUCAUAUGAUGUGAAGGCAUCUAAGCUUUUGGAUCACUGUUUUCUGUUUCUGUCAGGUGUUUGGCAAAACCUCUCAUCGGAAGAGAUUUCCACGAUUAAUGCACCUGUCCUCCAGUCUUUUCUUGAAAGAUACUCCAAGUUCCCCGUACAUUCUGCUAUUGAACUUGGGAGGGAUGACACCGUAAUGUCUUUGCUUGAAGGAAAUCCUGUCAAGGCAAGGUUGCUUGUAAAUCAGCUCAAUGAAAAUGGACUAUCUCCUCUGUUUAUGGCUUUACAAGCUAUGCAUUUUAAACUCGCUGAAAAACUGAUUGACUUAGGCGCCGAUAUAAAUGCUCUUAUUGGUCCUGUCGAUCAAAAACAACCUGUUGCCCAGUUUGCAUUUUCAAAUAAACUGUUCGAUGCUGUUCAAUUUCUCCUACUCCAUGGUUCUUGUUGCAACUUCAGCGAUCCAAUAUCAUCUCGCACACUGCUCCACAAACUCGCAGUAACUGAUUGUAAAGAGCUGUCUGACUCUGUUAUUGACAUCGCAAAAACGUUACUUAAACAAGACGUUAACAUUUCUUGUCAGGAUACAAACGGAAAUUCACCACUACAUUUAUCUAUUUUGCACAAUAACUCAGAUAUAUUUAAGCUGCUGCUUAGUUGUGCCAAGAAGCCUGAUUUAGACUUACCAAAUAAUCAAGGAUUGUGUCCAUUAUGGUUGGCGCUUGUAAGUCAGCUCAGUCCUUGGGAUUCAUUCAGCCCAGGUGUUUAUGGAUUUCACUCCGACGACCUAGCAACUCAUUCGUGCGAUUUUGCCAGUCUAUUAAUUGAAAAUGGCGCCAAUGUGAACUAUAGAUUCACUGAUGUUUGUCUUUCGAGUUUGAAGAGUUCAAUGUCUUCGAAGGUGCCACUUCCAGGUGAUACUUUGCUUAUGGCUGCUGCACGAAUUGGAUGGGAAUCAGCGGCUUUAUUUCUUCUUGAUCAUCCACAAUGUGAUCCUACUUUGGAGAAAGAAAUUGAUCCUAAUCGUUUACGUUAUUCCCAAGUUGUUGUACUAAAUGAAGACUGUGAAAUCUCCAAGAAAGUCACAUGUUUGGAAAAAGUCAGCGGAUCUAAAAUUGUAAAGUCACUGAAUCCCUUCGAUGAUGACUAUGAUAGUAACAUUGAUCCUGAUGUUGCUAGUAAUUCUGUCGAUAAUAUUUGUCAUUCGAAUUCUUCACAUGGAAUCAGUAACCCUACAAUUACUUCCCAACAAUUUUCACCAACGACUCCAUCAUCCAGUGUAAUUAUUGAUAAUACUGAAUUCACACAACAGUUGUACUGUAGUCCUUUACACUUAGCAGUCAAACAUAAAAUGUUUGAACUUGUUAAGUUUUACCUACAAGAAAAAGGUGAUGUAGAUUGGUCGUUAUUAAAUGAGUCCGGUGAAUCAGUUUUCAGUUUACUCCUGUGGUCAGAAGAAUUUCAACUGAUUACCAAUUUUCGUAAAUCAGAUGAAGGUAUAAAUUGGUUUCGAAAUCUUAUAUCGUCAAAAUGCAAUAAAUCUCUGUUAAUUGAAGCUAUUGAACGUGGCCAAUUAGAAGUGGUAAAGUUUUUGAUCAGUCAAGGCGCUGAUAUUGAUGAGAAGUUUUUCAUCGAAAAUAACUUUCGAACAUUCGUACAUCCUCUCUGGAUUGCAUUGAAAUUGCGAAAGUGGGAAAUAGCCAACUACUUAGUGGAUUGUGGAAUAGAUGUUAAUGCAUGGGCACUGUUUGAUCCAAAUGUAAAAAUCACUUUAUUACAUAGAGCUAUUUGUGAAAAUAAUGAGGAAGCUGCUAUAUUCCUUGUGAAACGAAAUUGUGAUGUCAAUGUAUGCCCACAAUUGGAUAAUUGUAAAUUAUCAUAUGAAACUACAAAUCAUUCGGAUUAUCUCAUGCCGUACUUAGCUCGAUCCCCUUUGCAUAUAGCUAUUUCAGUCGGAAUGUAUGAACUGGUUAAAGCACUUGUUAAUUGUAAUCGUGUACAUGUUAAUCAACAGGAUUAUAAUGGUGAAACUCCUUUACAUUUAGCUGUAAAAUCAAGAGAUGAAAAACUUGUUAAAUUAUUAAUUGAAACACCUCAAAUCGAUUGUAGUAUACGUGAUGCACAAGGUCAUACUGUAUUCCAUAUGGCUAUCGAUUCACGUCAACGUACAAUUGCAGAAAUUCUUAUUAAAAAAGAUCCCUCACUGGCUCUACAGGUGGAUAUUGCAGGAAGGAAUUUUCUACACACUGCGAUAGAAAAUAUGGAUCGUGAAGCCAUUUUCCUUCUGAUUCAAAUCGGUGUUGACAUGAAUGCUUGUGUACGUGAUGUACAUCGAUUGACACCCUUCCACUUAGCCAUAAAAACUGGUGUAGAUGAAGAUAUUUUGCGCAGUCUGCUUCUUGCAGGUGCAUCCAUUAGUUCUCAAACACCACAAAAGCAAUAUGGUCUGCAUCUAGCUGUAAUUUAUGAUAGACCUCAGCUAGUUCAUUGUUUACUAGAGAAUGGGGCAGAUGCAAAUGCUCAGGAUUCAGAGUGGAAUACGCCGGUACACCUAGCCGUUCGACAUGCCAAGAUGGAUUGCCUAGUGAAACUUCUCAAUCAUCCUGCCACAAAUUGUUGCAGUGUAAACAUCAGAGGUCAGUUACCGAUUCACUUGCUAGCACAACAUCAAGAUCCAGUCGGUGUUGAGAUGCUUCAAAAUUUAUUAGAAUUAUCAGUUACUAAUCAAAUUAAUGCUCAAGAUGCUGCCGGAAAUACUCCUCUUCUUUUAGCCUACCAAGCAGAAAAUAUACCACUUUGCAUAGCCCUACUUCAUGCUGGUGCAUCUUUGGGAACGAUGAAUGCUGAAGGGGAUACUGUGUUCACUUUAAAUAAGAAGAAGUGUAAAGUUUCAUCCCCUGGACGUGUUCUUUCACAGUUACUUGAUUCACUUAUUCAAGAACCUCGAUGGGAAGAUGGUUCUAUCUGUGUUGAAUGUUGUGUAAAAUUUGGAAUAACCAACAGGAAACAUCAUUGUCGUCACUGUGGACGUUUGUUAUGCUCUCAGUGUUCAGCUUUCGAAAUACCAAUUGUGAAUUUUGGUCUUGACUUCUAUUGA